AUGGCGUGCACCGAUGAUGCUGGGAGCGCAGCGCCCGCAGCCGAGCGCUGCGCCUCCCGGGGACUCACGCUGAAAGCGGCCCUUGCACGCCUCGGCCUGCCACAGGGUACCGUGCUGACGAUCCAUGUUCUUGGUGCCAGCUUCCGCGAGGAGGGCAGCAACCUGACUGCCACAGCCGCCGCCUUCGGUCCGCUCUUGUCGGCGCUGGCCGGGCAGCUGGCCAAGGUGCGGCUGCUCCUUGUUGGCCCCACUGCUCUUGGUCCCACGGACACGCCAGCGGCGGCUGAUGCAGAGCUUCGCUUGCCCUCGGGCCUUCUGCUAGAGACGCGACAUCGCCAAGGCCUCUACCACGAGGUGGGUGUCGAGGCCUGGGAUCCCGAUCUGGUCUGCGCCUUCCAGCCGGGCUUUUACGGUUACGCCACCUGGGAGCGCAGCAUCCGGAAGGUCAUCCAGCUGAAUGCCCCUUUCGUCGCCACGAGCUACAGCUACGAAGAGGCUGAGGAGGAUCAGCACACGUUGCUGGCCGAAUUCGGCUGCGACGCCACGUGCUGGGAACCACCCGGCUGGCAUCCCGAGGCCAAUGCCUUCGCAUCUCCGCUGCGCAGUGGGGAGCAGCAGGAGCAGUGUUGCUGGCAGUGUUUCGUGCCGCCGGGCUACCGAAGCGCCAAGCCAGAAGCAGCCGUGGACUCGGAGGAGCGCAGCAGUCCCAUUCUUAGCAUGUCAAAGUGCCCCUGUGCUCUCCGGAUCCUUGUGCAACGCUCCCACGGCGUCGGGAUGUUCGUUCUCUGGGUCUGCCAGGAUGCAAAGCCUGCUACGUCGUCCGGCUACAAGACAGCCGCUCGCGACGACCACUGCACCGAGCGCUACAGAGCAGACUGUGCACGGCAUGAGGAGAAUCUCAGCCAGCUCCGCCGAAACAUGGCGGAGCUUGCAGAGGAGUAUGCAGCCAUUCUGGAGUCGCAAGAGUCAGAGCACUUCGAUUGGCUCUUUGCCUGGCAUCAACGGCUGCUGCGAAGCAUAACGGCUGUUGGUGAAACCAGUUCGGCAGGCAGCGACUGGCACGACUUCAAGCGUAAAGCUCAUAGGGUGACUCAGGACGUUGCUGAGACAAGAAAGGCAGUGGCACACCAUGCUGAAGCUGUGCGGGCACAGAUGGACAGCCACCAGCUGCAGGCGCAGCUUCGGAAGACGCGGCGGUGCCUCGCACAGCUGGAGGCCCAACGCCAGCGGAGCCGCCAGGAGGCGCGCAAGCUGAGCGAGUUAGAGGUCCGCAGUGGUCAGGAAGCUGCAGAGCAGGAGCUGCGACGAAGCAACGAGCUGCAAACCUCCGUGGCGCGACGGGAGAAGAAAGAGGAGCAGCUACAAAGGCUGCGCAGUACCACCUCGGAGGCAUCGAAGAACUGCGCUGAGAUGCGUGCUGAGUUGGAGGAGAUGAGGUCGCUGGCCAGGCCCAUGCCUUCUCAUGUGUACAAGAUUCGAAUGCAGCGUUUGAAGGCUGAGCUCAUCCUCCAACGAGACGAGCACCUGGUCAGGACUGAAGAGGCCUGCCGGCUCUCCGAGCAGGGGCACCGCCAGCGCCUGGCGAAGGAGCUUGCCGUGUGGCAGCACCGCUGCCAGGAGCUCUCGAACAAGAAGGCUCUUGCCGAAGAGGACCUGGAUACCGCUUCCCGACAGCGCGCCAAGAUACCGACACGAAUGGUGACAUGCAUAUUGGACAUGAAGAACCCCAUGCAUAAAGACGUAAAGGAAACGAAUAGGUUAUGCGGUUAUCCCUGCGGCGCGCAAGCACGCAGCCGCGACUCCUCGAAGACGACAGUCUCGCUGAUUUCGCAUCCGAGCGGGGCGGCGGAGGUGCGGCAGUUCCGGAAGGCGCGCGGGGCGGCCACGACGCUGCAGCGCAGCUCGGUGCUUGGCGGAGGACGUCAGGGCGGCGUGCUGCAAAGCGGGCUAGGCACGCGGCGGCGGGAGCAUGGCCGGCGCCAUGCUGCGGCAACUACCCUGCAGUGCUCCUGGCGCAGUGCGCGGGCAAGGCAGCAGUUGUUCGACCGGAUCGACAGGCGACGGAUCGAAGAGGAGGACAGGGCCGCGGACGGUGGGGACGGUGAGGAUGAGGAGAAUGACGAGCUUCCCGACUUCCUCUCACAGACGGGGCCGGAGCAAGACCUCUUCAGUCCCCCGCACGACGGGGAUUCCUUGCUGGAGCUCACGGAGGACCAGAGCCCAUGCAGCCCUGGAGCACCGAGUGAGGACAGCCUGGAGGUGCGAGGUGCCAGUGCGGCAUGUGCGGCCGGUGAGGACAAGGCUCGCGCCCAUGAGCGAGGUGAGAAAAAUAGGAGCCGAGCAGUGGACGAGGUGGCUGAAAGCGAGAAGGAACGGUAUUCGGCAGCCGAGGAGGCGCUGAAGGUGGACGGGGAUGCAGAGAAGCGUAGCACGAAAGCAGCAGAUGAAGAGGUGGCAAUCGACAAGGGCGCAUCUCCAGAGAAGGCGCCAAGCGUGGAAGGUGAUGCAAACAGCGUGGAAAGUGAUGCACAGGAGCCGAGCAGGAAGAAAGAUGGCUCCGGAGCAGCUGGCACAGAGGUUGCAAGCGAAAUGGACGAGGAUGUAGCGUCGGAGUAUGCUCCAAGCGUGGAUGCUGAUGCGCAGGAGCCCGGCAGGAAGCCAGAUAGCCGCCCUGCAGCAGCGGAGGAAGAGGCGACAAGCGAAAAGGACGCGGAGGCAGCAGCAGAGGCUCCCAGCGCAGAUGCGGAUGCACAGGAGCCGAGCAGGAAGAAAGGUGGCUCCAGAACAGCUGACACAGAGGUUGCAAGCGAAAUGGACGAGGAUGUAGCGUCGGAGUAUGCUCCAAGCGUGGAUGCUGAUGCGCAGGAGCCCGGCAGGAAGCAAGAUAGCCCUGCAGCAGCGGAGGAAGAGGCGACAAGCGAAAAGGACGCGGAGGCAGCAGCAGAGGCUCCCAGCGCAGAUGCGGAUGCACAGGAGCCGAGCAGGAAGAAAGAUGGCUCCGGAGCAGCUGACAAAGAGGUUGCAAGCGAAAUGGACGAGGACGUAGCAUCGGAGAAUGCUCCAAGCGUGGAUGCUGAUGCGCAGGAGCCGAGCAGGAAGCAAGAUAGCCCUGCAGCAGCGGAGGAAGAGGCGACAAGCGAGAAGGACGCGGAGGCAGCAGCAGAGGCUCCCAGCGUAGAUGCGGAUGCACAGGAGCCGAGCAGGAAGAAAGAUGGCUCCGGAGCAGCUGACGAAGAGGCCGCAAUUGAAAUGGACGAGGACGUAGCAUCAGAGUAUGCGUCAAGCGCGGAUGCUGAUGCGCAGGAGCCGAGCAGGAAGCCAGAUGGCCCUGCAGCAGCGGAGGAAGAGGCGACAAGCGAGAAGGACGCGGAGGCAGCAGCAGAGGCUCCCAGAGUAGAUGCUGAUGCACAGGAGUCGAGCAGGAAGAAAGAUGGCUCCGGAGCAGCUGGCGAAGAGCUUGCAAGCGAAAUGGACGAGGAUGUAGCAUCAGAGUAUGCUUCCAGCGUGGAUGCUGACGCGCAGGAGCCGAGCAGGAAGCCAGAAAGCCCUGCAGCAGCGGAGGAAGUGGCGACAAGCGAGAAGGACGCGGAGGCAGCAGCAGAGGCUCCCAGCGUAAAUGCUGAUGCGCAGGAGCCGAGCAGGAAGAAAGAUGGCUCCGGAGCAGCUGGCGAAGAGGCUGCAAGCGAAAUGGACGAGGAUGUGGCCUCAGAGUAUGCGUCAAGCGUGGAUGCUGAUGCGCAGGAGCCGAGCAGGAAGCCAGAUAGCCGCCCUGCAGCAGCGGAGGAAGAGGCGACAAGCGAGAAGGACGCGGAGGCAGCAGCAGAGGCUCCCAGCGUAGAUGCGGAUGCACAGGAGCCGAGCAGGAAGAAAGAUGGCUCCGGAGCAGCUGGCGAAGAGGCUGCAAGCGAAAUGGACGAGGAUGUAGCCUCAGAGUAUGCGUCAAGCGUGGAUGCUGAUGCGCAGGAGCCGAGCAGGAAGCCAGAUAGCCCUGCAGCAGCGGAGGAAGAGGCGACAAGCGAGAAGGACGCGGAGGCAGCAGCAGAGGCUCCCAGCGUAGAUGCGGAUGCACAGGAGCCGAGCAGGAAGAAAGAUGGCUCCGGAGCAGCUGGCGAAGAGGCUGCAAGCGAAAUGGACGAGGAUGUAGCAUCAGAGUAUGCUUCAAGCGUGGAUGCUGAUGUGCAGGAGCCGAGCAGGAAGCCAGAUAGCCCUGCAGCAGCGGAGGAAGAGGCGACAAGCGAGAAGGACGCGGAGGCAGCAGCAGAGGCUCCCAGCGUAGAUGCGGAUGCACAGGAGCCGAGCAGGAAGAAAGAUGGCUCCGGAGCAGCUGGCGAAGAGGCUGCAAGCGAAAUGGACGAGGAUGUAGCCUCAGAGUAUGCGUCAAGCGUGGAUGCUGAUGCGCAGGAGCCGAGCAGGAAGCCAGAUAGCCCUGCAGCAGCGGAGGAAGAGGCGACAAGCGAGAAGGACGCGGAGGCAGCAGCAGAGGCUCCCAGCGUAGAUGCGGAUGCACAGGAGCCGAGCAGGAAGAAAGAUGGCUCCGGAGCAGCUGGCGAAGAGGCUGCAAGCGAAAUGGACGAGGAUGUAGCAUCAGAGUAUGCUUCAAGCGUGGAUGCUGAUGUGCAGGAGCCGAGCAGGAAGCCAGAUAGCCCUGCAGCAGCGGAGGAAGAGGCGACAAGCGAGAAGGACGCGGAGGCAGCAGCAGAGGCUCCCAGCGUAGAUGCGGAUGCACAGGAGCCGAGCAGGAAGAAAGAUGGCUCCGGAGCAGCUGGCGAAGAGGCUGCAAGCGAAAUGGACGAGGAUGUAGCAUCAGAGUAUGCGUCAAGCGUGGAUGCUGAUGUGCAGGAGCCGAGCAGGAAGCAAGAUAGCCCUGCAGCAGAGGCUCCCAGCGUAGACGCGGAUGCACAGGAGCCGAGCAGGAAGAAAGAUGGCUCCGGAGCAGCUGGCGAAGAGGUUGCAAGCGAAAUGGACGAGGACGUAGCAUCAGAGUAUGCUUCAAGCGUGGAUGCUGAUGUGCAGGAGCCGGGCAGGAAGCAAGAUAGCCCUGCAGCAGCGGAGGAAGAGACGACAAGCGAGAAGAACAAGAUGGCAGCAACAGAAGAGGCCCCUCAUAUCAAUGGUCAUGUUUCACGAGAUGACAAGAAAGUUAUGGAGGAGAUGGAGGUCCCAGGUCAAAACGACAAGCACGCGUCGGAUGAAGCUCCGAGCUUGAUGGUGGGUACUGCACACGCGAUUGGUAAGAAAGCUGUUCUAGGACAGUCUAUCGACGUCGACACUUCAGAAGUGCUGCUGAAGAGUGACCUGGCACAAGGCCGAUCAGCACUAGAUGAUGUGGAUGGUUUCGGCUUGGAGAGAGCUGCUCAAGCCGCGCCAGCGCCAGCAAGGAGCCCGCCCCUCCCUGCAGUCCGUCGUGCCGUGCCUCCUGCAGAGCCUGCAGCGCCUGCACGCAUGGUUUCACAGCCAAGCUCUCAAAGACCCGUCCGAGCUGCGGACCGGCCACAGAGAGCGCGCCCGGACGAUUCGGACGAUGACGACUGA
Symbiodinium natans is the source of this 5532-nucleotide messenger RNA. The record is from the annotation of a GenBank genome assembly. Lineage: Eukaryota; Dinophyceae; Suessiales; Symbiodiniaceae.